This is a messenger RNA of Bufo gargarizans (Asiatic toad), 2435 nucleotides long. It is a transcript of the gene DNAI4, whose product is annotated as dynein axonemal intermediate chain 4. Gene Ontology annotation, cellular component: axonemal dynein complex. The coding region runs from base 45 to 2396 and encodes 783 amino acids. NCBI's taxonomy places the organism in Eukaryota, Metazoa, Chordata, Amphibia, Anura, Bufonidae. The transcript has 17 exons. The record is from RefSeq and is a predicted model, not a curated record. Gene Ontology annotation, biological process: cilium movement. Gene Ontology annotation, molecular function: dynein light chain binding; dynein heavy chain binding.
CGAGGACCGUGAUCACUGACAACCGGCUCUGAUACUCCGGCAACAUGUCCGGCCCUACCCGGACCCGAGCGCAGAAGCCCGGGAACAGCGUGCCAAAGAUGGUGUCUCACGUCAAGAAAAUUAUUAACAUAUCUGGUUUUGUGACGCAAAGCAGAGCAAACCGGAGCAUGAUGGGAAGCAGAAAGAGCAUAAGCCUUCACUUUGACAGCAAGAACAUGGAUAAAAAUUCUGUCUCAAGUGGAAAGCAAGUGAUUCCGGUUUUUGAUGAAGAAGGAAACAAUGUAACACCUCGUGCAUUGUUUCAAGCAGAACCGGGGGCUGCACCCUCAAAGCAGGCAAAAUUAUUUACCCCGCCAGAUACAUCCGCUUUUACUGCAUCCGACUUCUUCUCAACCAUGUCCCUGCAGCAAACUGGGUUAACGGCCAGCUUUAUCGGGCCAUUUUCAAGGUCAACUUUUGGAGGGAGCAGUAUGUCAAGAUCGAGUCAAGAGGCUGAGUCACUUUCAGAAGAUAUAGAGGAGCCAGGUUUCAAGCGUGACGUUGGGCUCAGCUUACCUGAUUUCCACCUAAAACAAGAUGACAUACCAGAACAACAGAAGGAAGAAGAUCUAGAUAAACCAGUCCAUGUCUACCUGACUGAGACAGACACAGUAUGGCUGCUGGACAUGCCGGCAGCUGUGAUCACCAGCGAUGACCCACAAGCAGAAUUAAUCAACUUGCGGAACCAGACCUACUCGGAUCUCUGCAAGAACAGAGCCGGAAAUGAUCGCUACAUCGAGAGGAUGAUGCAGACCAUUAACGGGGCACCGAAAAGCAAAGAGGUCCAGUGUGAACGAAUUGUCCUGGAAGAUGUCGGUGUCAUGGCUUCAGUUUGGGAUCUGUAUGACUCCUAUAACUCUCCAGAGAGCGCACUGGUGGUAAAUCCUGUCGUAGAGACACCCAGCAGAUCAGAGAGCGUCGCCAGCAGCAGGUCCAACACCAGCAGAAAGACAACAUCAGUGGCCUCAAUGGACAGAGGAGACAUGUUCUCCAGCACCGUCACCGAUCUAGACAGAUUAUCAGUCGUCCAUCUUCCAGAUGAAAGUGAACCAGACGGAAAAGAAAUCUUACAAUCAGAGAAGUUCCAGCAAGACCUUUUCAUCAUGGAGCGGGUUGUGGUCGAAAACAUAUUUCAGGGGAAGCUUGCGGCGUAUCGGCAGCUGGCGGUUAUUAUAGAUCCAGAAGCCGCAGAUGAUACAGAGGUCAUACCCAACGUCACGUCCCCCAGUUUAGACAGAUUGUGGUCUUUUGUUUGUGAGGUGACUAAAGGACACAAUGUGAGCAGCACCUCAUGGAACAAGAAGAACCCGGAUCUUCUUGCUGUUGGCUACGGACAGUUUGGCUAUAAAGAACAGAAGGGAGGGCUGGUGUGUUGCUGGUCACUGAAGAACACAACGUGGCCAGAGAGGAUUUACCACUGUGAGAGUGGAGUGACUGCCUUGGAUUUUUCUGCAUCGUCACCAAACUUGCUGGCAGUCGGGAUGUAUAAUGGCACGGUGGCAAUUUACAACGUGCAGAACAAAGAAAAUGUCCCAGUGCUGGAUAGCAGUGACAACCCCAAUAAGCACACGUGUCCGGUGUGGCAGGUGAAGUGGAUCGAACAAGACAGCAGCCUGGGGGAGGAUAAAGGGGAGAUUCUGGUGUCGAUAUGUGCCGACGGCAGGAUAACAAGGUGGCAUAUCAGGAAAGGGCUGGAUUGUAGCGAUCUAAUGAGGUUGAAGCGCACGGGAAAAGACAGACUGAAGAAGUCCACUGGAGAAAAAGAGAAGAAAGAAGCGUUUAUCUCUCGGCAGGCUCCCGGGAUGUGUUUUGACUUCCCUCCGAUGGACUCUAACAUCUAUCUGGCUGGGACUGAAGAAGGACUCAUACACAAGUGCUCCUGUUCAUACAACGAGCAGUUUCUAGAUACAUAUCAAGCUCAUAAGGGUCCCGUGUAUAAGCUGGCGUGGUCCCCGUUCUGUGCAGACGUCUUUCUUAGCUGCUCAGCCGACUGGUGCAUCCAUUUGUGGCGUCAGGACAUCUUAACUCCAGUCUUAACAUUUUCCGCUACGACCAAUGCCGUCCAUGACAUCAUGUGGUCUCCGAGUUCACCGUUGGUAUUCGGGGCAGUCAAUGAGAAUCGGGUGGAGAUCUGGGAUUUAAGUGUCAGCACCUUAGAUCCGAUCAUUGUCAGCUCCGCUAACCCAGGAGUGAAGCUUACCACCCUGUUAUUUGCCAGGAAUACAGAUUGUGUCCUGAUAGGAGACAGCGAUGGACAAGUCGGCGUGUACACCCUGCGGAACGUGUCCGGCGGAGAAGCGUCACAGGUGAACGCUUUAUAUGAGCUGAUUGAAGCGACUCUGGCAAGUCAGCUGUGAUCUCCGGCCAGGAGCGGUGAUGUCACCACAUGAGGCAAU